Molecule: messenger RNA, 4105 nt
Organism: Carassius gibelio (silver crucian carp)
Lineage: Eukaryota; Metazoa; Chordata; Actinopteri; Cypriniformes; Cyprinidae
Product: ras-related protein Rab-40C
Exons: 6
Coding region: 1104-1943 (279 amino acids)
Biological process (GO): intracellular signal transduction; protein localization to plasma membrane
Cellular component (GO): plasma membrane; synaptic vesicle; endosome
Molecular function (GO): GTPase activity; GTP binding
Source: RefSeq, a predicted model, not a curated record
GAGGUACAGUCAGUCAGCAGAGCAGAGCGCAGAGGUGAAAGCUCCGAGUGACAGUGUGUGUAAUCUCUGUGAGAGAACAUGAGACAAAUUUGGAUAUCCGAGAGCAUUUACAACACAAGCAAUAAUAUCCAGCGGCUCGGAUUAGUUUUUAAUAAUCUCUCACCUCGCGCGCCUCGCCCCAGAGGCGCCUGAUAACGCGCGCAGAUCCCGAGACGCGACGCGACGCGCGAGCCUUCAUCAAUCUUUGUUAUUCAGAGGAAAACAGAAAAGGAGCCAUGACGCGCUAGCAUCGGCUGCUCGAGCUAACUCAAGCGCGACUGUGCACAUCCUUCUCGAUUCCGUCAGCCUAACGUUUCUUUCUUUGUCACAUUUCAUCAGGAAUAUAUUGUAAUCGGCGGGAGUUUAUGCUGGCCUAGAGCAUUAUGGUAUGAAAUCAAUGUUCUGCGCCUCUUGUUGACUCGCCAGGCUAGUAGCGUUAGCCGAGGCUGUGUUACUAACUUACGUCUGACUACAACGGAUCUUCUUAAUUGGGUUUUAAUUAGUUUUACGAUAACAAAUACACAUUCUUAUUAGUAAUUUUGUCAUAACCGUGCAGGUGGUUAUUAACGUUAGAUAAAAUGGUAAUGAGAUUAUUUCUUUGUGUUGACAGUUUGGCAGGCGCAUGCUAACAGUGCACUAGCUCGAUAGCUCAGAUGCUUUUCUGUCACAGCAAUAACUUUCCAUGAUGAGAUAAACGUCUUUUUGUUUGGUUUUCUUUACACGUGUUCUCUUCGUUUUUUUUUUUUAUAAUAACGAUGAUUUGAGCUCGUGUGAAGACAUGUAAAACAACCUAGCUGUUCAGUUUGCCAGCCAUUGAAGCAUCUGUAGACUGAUGUUAUUUUAAGACGGGAAGCGUGAAUACGACUGGACAUUUUAAAGAUUAAAAACACUUUUGGGUCUGGACUGGAAGGGAGGGAAAUGGUUUGAUUUGGCCUGUCUGCACCCUUUCAAAGAUAGACCUGACACAAGAGACUCGUAGAGCCCCAGAGCUCUGGAGGACUCCGAGAGGGACACACGGGUGUCUCCGGUCCUUUGCUCGGACUCUGGCUCUGAUGUGAGCAGUCAUGGGCACUCAGGGCAGCCCCGUCAAGAGCUACGACUACCUGCUCAAGUUCCUCCUGGUGGGAGAUAGCGAUGUGGGGAAAGGAGAGAUCCUGGACAGCCUUCAAGAUGGAUCUGCUGAGUCUCCAUAUGCCUACAGCAGCGGGAUCGACUACAAGACCACCACAAUCCUGUUGGAUGGGCGGAGGGUGAAACUAGAGCUUUGGGACACUUCAGGACAAGGCAGGUUCUGCACCAUUUUCCGGUCGUACUCCAGGGGAGCGCAGGGGAUCCUGUUGGUGUAUGAUAUCACCAACCGCUGGUCGUUUGACGGGAUAGACCGCUGGAUCAGGGAGAUUGAUGAGCACGCACCAGGUGUACCCCGUAUUCUUGUGGGUAACCGGCUACACCUGGCGUUCAAGCGACAGGUCCCCACAGAACAGGCACGGGCAUACGCAGAAAAGAACGGCAUGACGUUUUUUGAAGUGAGCCCUCUCUGCAACUUCAACGUCAUCGAGUCGUUCACAGAGCUGUCGCGCAUCGUGCUGAUGAGGCACGGCAUGGAGAAGUUCUGGAGGCCCAACAGAGUUUUCAGUCUGCAGGACUUGUGCUGCCGUGCCAUUGUGUCCUGCACCCCUGUGCACCUAAUCGAUAAGCUGCCGCUUCCUGUGGCCAUCAAGAGCCAUCUGAAGUCAUUCUCCAUGGCUAACGGCAUGAACGCCGUCAUGAUGCACGGACGCUCCUACUCACUAGCCAAUGCCGCCGGAGGCAGCAAAGGCAACAGCCUCAAACGCUCCAAAUCCAUCCGGCCGCCUCAGAGUCCGCCCCAGAACUGCACCAGGAACAACUGUAAGAUCUCCUAGCCUCCGGGCACGCUCCCUUCCCUUACAUAACACUCAGGUGCACACGGACGAACACACGAGGAAAGCGACACAGGGCUGGGCCGAUGAGGUGUGGCACCUCCCGGUGUGGGGAGAGCAGGAUGUGAUCACUUCCUGCUGCUACAGACAGCUACGUUUCUCCUCCUCACAUUGCUGCAGUACAGUUGAUUCCUCACUCACAGGUCGUGGAUAAAAACAAACCCUUCAUCAGACUCUGAUUUCGUUGCACCACCGACAGCAUGUUUCCUACCGCGCUAGCGCCCUCUACUGGACAGUUCAUGCUGCUUUAACCCUGCGUUGGCUGAGAGGCCUCGUUUUGAAGUUGUUUUAUGGGCUUAUAUUCGGCUUUAGUUGUUGCUCAUACUCAUUAUCCUCAGUGCUCUGCAUACGGUGUUCCUCUUUUUUUGCUCUUUUUAGGUACCUGUUCUCUCUGCAAAAGCUGAAGUUCCUCAGUCACGCGGUCUUGCAUUCUUACCAACAAUGAGAGAGGGCUGAUGCGAAAUGACAUGUAGUGCUUACGUAUGAACCGAUGUAUUAAAAAUGUGAUUUGCACUGCAAAUUGGUGGUUUGUGAAUUUGCCGGCCGUUUACACAAUGACUGUUGUUGAAUGUGGACUGUGGGACCACCAGGCCGAGCGCGACGGCACAAGCAUUUCCAGACUACUUCUGUUCACAAUCUUUCCUCGCUGAAGAUCCAGAAAAUGGUGUUGAGUCAGAUCGGUCUUCUCCUUAAACACGGAUUACAGGAAAUUACUCCUCAGGGGACAGUACUGGCAAAGGGUUUUUUGUCUUCGUUUACUCUCGGCUUCUCCUCGCUUUUUCCUGCAUGCCUUGUGGGAUUAUUUGUCAUAUUUACAAUAGUUUGAAGAUUAUACUGUAAUUACCUCUCUUCUCAUGUCCAGAAUUCAAUACCACGACUGCCUCGCAGCUCGAGUUUCUCACUCAAACCCACACAUUUCAGUACUUCCGUUGCAGUUACAAGUUUCCACCCUUUUGGGGCUAAAAUGGGCGAUGAUUUCAAAGUCCACGUGUUCUACCGGUUUUCAGUGUUGUAGCAUGAGUUCAAAAGUCCGGUUUCUGCUCGAAGCUCUUUUAAUCUGCAUAUACAGCAUGGUUUCUCUAUAGAUGUAUGUCAGAAUGAAGGAUGAUAGACCAGGCUUGCUUCUAAAUUAUCAAGCACAAACCAAACAAGUGACGUCACCGGUGGAAUCUACAGCACUUCCUUUUGCUUCUUCCAAUCUAUUUCCUCCAGGUCUGAUGAGCCGUAGUUUUUUCUCCCGCUCUCCUCCACCCCUUCAUCUCAGGGAUGAGCCCUGGCCUCCAGCGGCAGACCUGCCCAAUGAAGCCCGUUUAAACCGGGCUGAGCGACAGGACGCCAUCAGGGGGCCUUUAAACUUCUUCAGAGGGCUCUGAGCUCUCGGGGUUUGACCUUUAAGCUAUUUGCUACAGGCCUUUUGCAGUCACUAUAGCUGACAGAAUGAUCCUGGCACAUGUUGGCUAUGUGUUUAGAGCAGUUGUGUGUGUUGGUGUCCCUCUGUUGGGUGACGUAAAUACUAAAGGGUCCACAGAAGGUGUUAUUGCCCCCCUCUUAAUCUUUAAAUCCCAAAAGGUUGUGGUAAUAGAAAUACUACAAAGAAGUGUUGUUUUAUUCCUUUUUGGGCACCUGUAGGUAUUAGUUUAACCCUCUCACCUGAGAGCAAUGUUGUUCUUCUGUUAUAUGCACAUUAUAUGGUGCAAAGAAUUUCUGUGGCUUAGUUAGAAGGCUCCAUUUCAACUUUUUUGUAUUGUAAAGUGUUUUUUCCUCUUUGUAACUGAAGCCUCUGAUGAAAUGUAAAAAACACGCUCAUGGUAUUUUAGUGGGGCGGUGUGACGGGACCCUCCUGGUGUUGCCAAAGGGGUGGUUUCUUUAGUUCUUUAUGAACGGGAUAAAGGGAAAUGUGAUUUGGUGGAGCAGUAGGAACACAAUUGUAAACACUAUUUUCCUUUGGUUGAAGCUAAAAGCUGCUGAAUAACUUGCGUAAUUAUCAGAAGUUCCUGUAACAACAACGAAAAAUGUUUUUUUUUUAAGUUAUUGAUUGUACAGUUCUUAGUGUAUGAAAAGUGACGACUUUUUUCACAAUAAAAUUGAUAAUGUUAUCAGUAAAA